AUUUCGGCAGUGAAAUGGAGAGUCACCAACACAACAUGGCGAAUGCAAGGCUGGUCGGCUUCGAGUGACCACUUUCUUCUAGCUUUUACUCUGUCAAUUCGCUUUCGAAUCUUGCAUUGAAUGUCGUUAGGCUUCUUUUGAAUCCCAAGCUAUUUGAGAAUGUCUGUCGAUAAGACAAAGCGUGUGGGGCGGUGGUAUUUUGGUGGAAUAGCAAGUGCGAUGGCGGCAUGUUGCACUCAUCCACUUGACUUGCUCAAGGUUCACCUUCAGACCCAGCAGAAGGCCACCAUUGGUUUGUUUCAAAUGGGAGUUAUUGUUGUGAAGAAUGAAGGAAUAACCGGUCUUUACAAUGGACUCACAGCAUCAGUCAUGAGGCAGUUGACCUAUUCCCUAACUAGGUUUGCCAUAUAUGAAACUGUGAAGAAAAACACCACAGUUCCAGGAGAAUCGAUGCCUUUUUUACAGAAGGUGGCUCUGGCUGGAUUUGCUGGAGGGUGUGGUGGAGUUGUUGGCACACCUGCUGAUAUGGUCAAUGUCCGAAUGCAAAAUGAUAUGAAAAUCCCCAAAGAACAGAGACGAAAUUACAAGCAUGCUGUAGAUGGAUUAUACAGGGUGUUCCGGGAAGAGGGACCAAGGCGGUUGAUGUCUGGGUGUGUCACCGCUACGAGUAGGGCUAUCCUAAUGACGAUAGGACAGCUUGCCUUUUAUGAUCAAGUAAAACAAGGUCUUCUUGCUAGUGGCUAUUUCAAAGACAACAUCAUUACUCAUUUCACAUCAAGUCUAACUGCUGGAGCUAUAGCAACAGCUAUGACACAACCUUUAGAUGUAAUGAAAACAAGAAUGAUGAAUGCUGAAGCUGGACAGUACAAAAAUCUUCUUCAUUGUGCCAUGGAUAUCCUUAAAGUUGGUCCGCUCGGAUUCUAUAAGGGUUUUCUACCUGCGUUUGUGCGACUAGGCCCUCACACUAUCUGCACUUUCAUUUUCCUUGAGCAAAUGCGUAUGAAUUUUGGUUACAUGAAACCUGAGGGGUUUUAUUCCGGCAUUCGUGCGCCUUGCACCACAAACCAUCUUAACGUUCGUCUUCUUUGAACAAAUCCGCCUGAACCUCGGCUACAUGCCACGGCAGGCACCAGCUGUGGUGGCACCACCGAUUGAGGAGGAUCCACACCCGGAGACGGGCCAUGCUGAACACCAUGGAGGACAUUAGUCCAUGACUUCUAUGAUCUCUUGUAGGCCAGCUCAGUCAAUGGGCUGCUGUUGAUAAUCAGUUGAGCACUAUGAGAAGACAGUGAGGUAGCAUUAUCAGAGGCAUGAAGGGAAUAGCAGUGUGAAGGGCUGGGCAAAGAUCUCCAUCCAUCUGUUUAUGGAUCAGUUGUUGCAGCUGUGAAUGUGUAUUCUCAACGCAAGCCUUGAAAAAGUGAUGACAUGUCCACUUCGGCCCUGCUAUGUUAUUGAUACUGCCACCUCUCUAACAAGUAUUUGAUGCUCUAUUCAUCACUGUGAGUCAAAUCGAUUUGAUCAGAGUUUAAGCCAAAUAUGUGUUAAACGUUUUGCCAAAGCUCCCCGUCAGACAAGACUCCUAGUUUUGCUUAAGAUGUCCUCAAUUUCAAUAUCGCGUGUCUCCUGCCUGCGGCCAAACUUAUUGUGUUUUCAUUCUUUGUGAUGUGGGAGAGUUUCAUGAGUGAGUUGAUCACCAAGUCCGAGUUUGAUUGCACAUGUAUUUUUACUGCCUGGUUAUGUGUAACCAUUUGUAGGUGCUAGCCAAUUAUUAAAUCAAACCAUUUUGUUGAGCCUGAAUCAUGCAGAACUAACCGUUGAAGAUUUCGUGAUUAUUGUUAAGCUUUGUUGAGAGUUCAAUGUAUAUGACCUCAGCUGUACCCCUUAUUGAACUAAAACUGCCUUGCACAACCCAACUAAAUGUGCAUGCUAAAUCAGGGCUCAUAGAUUGAUGGUGGAGACUUUGAUUACUACAUGUAGAGAAAUGUCAAGUGUACUUGAAAUGUCUACUAAACACUAGGUUUGUUGAGGCAUGCUUUUUUUAUUUUGACAAUUGAUCUGGAAUUGUCUCAAUGAGAGUGUUAGCCAAUUCUCUCUUAAAGUGUCACACUGCUAGAAGCACCUGCCCUUUAUUCACUUGGGUACUUACAUGACAUUAUAUGUUAGGAACGUUUAGAGAAAGUUAGAAAAAUGAACUGUCAACUAUCUCGUUGAUAUUUUCAGUUUAACUUUAAACUAUCCUGUCAGUUGUGUGUUCAGAUAAUCUUAAUCUGGUGGUGAUUACCGCUAUCCCGGUUCAUGUUCUGGAAUAGUUUUCUGUUUGUUAAAUGACAACUAAUCAGUUUGAUUCAUUUGAGAUAUUACCUGUGUUGAAAUCUAGAUUUGUGAUUGUGCUUGUAGUUAGAUUUUCCAAAUCAGUGAAGACAAUAUAUAGCAUUUUUGAUUUGAGGGGUCAAACUGAGAGCAAGAGGCAGCAAUGAAGAGCUUGUGUGAAGAGUUUCAGAGUGAUUUUUAGUAUAUAUUGGAUCGGGUACGGGUCGUUUUUAAAGGUGCCUAUGGGUUGGAGGCUCCAGCUCUGUAUACCAAGUAAGAACUGGGACGGGGAAGGGGCUACGCCCUGGUGAAAUAUUGUCAUCCAGGAAACUAGCGUCAGGUCUUUUUGUUUGACUGAUGUUGACAACUUUUGGUUAUCCAGUCGGCUGAUUAUUCAACUCUGCUUGUUACUAAUAGAAAGGAGACUGAUUUUUGUUCAGUAAUUUAGUCAAGAAAGUCGCUAGACCAAAUAAUCAUGAGAAAAUUGGAUAAAAUAUGUGUUUCUUUGCACCACGUAUUAGUGAAAGCUCUUGUCUUUUUUGUGCAAAACCAAUUGUUAUUGCUUUUAAUAUAUAUUUUGUAUAAAAUGUAAUUAAGUUGACCUCUUGUUGCAGGAAGAAUUUAGGACAAUAAUAUAUUAUAAAAUCCUGA
Molecule: messenger RNA, 2961 nt
Organism: Lineus longissimus
Lineage: Eukaryota; Metazoa; Nemertea; Pilidiophora; Heteronemertea; Lineidae
Product: mitochondrial dicarboxylate carrier-like
Exons: 10
Coding region: 160-1089 (309 amino acids)
Biological process (GO): malate transmembrane transport; thiosulfate transport; oxaloacetate transport
Molecular function (GO): antiporter activity; thiosulfate transmembrane transporter activity; sulfate transmembrane transporter activity
Source: RefSeq, a predicted model, not a curated record